Molecule: messenger RNA, 447 nt
Organism: Pieris macdunnoughi
Lineage: Eukaryota; Metazoa; Arthropoda; Insecta; Lepidoptera; Pieridae
Source: the annotation of a GenBank genome assembly
AUGGCUCUUCUGAAAUUGUAUUUUUACUCAUUAACAGCUCUGCUGGCCGUAAAUUUAAUUUUAGCGGACAAUUCCAACGAAACUGAACAACAGGAAAAGGCUAGUUUGUUUCCUGGCAAUUUUAACCCACUCGACUUCUUCGGUCAGUUUUUACCAUUCUUCGGUAACCGACAAACUAGAGAUGUGAGUAAUCAGAAAGACCAGGAAGGCCAAGAAAACCAGGAAACCACCAGCGAAAGUUCCAAUCAACGAUUGACUGUUUCUAGUGCUAUAGUGACUUGUAACUACACAGAAACACCUGGCUUGUCCUGCGUGGGCUGUUAUCAAGCGCUGUCAUGCGGCUCAGGCAACAUUGGCAGACAGAGGCGUUGCUUGCUGUACUGCAACAGUGGUAGAUGUUCGCUCGUCCCUGGAGCACAAUGCUUAAACGCUACAGCUGCUGGCUAA